UUGCAGUGACUAAUGCUAUCACCACCACCACCACAACAACAACAACAACCAGUAGUAUUGUUAGGAGCCCCACUAGCACUCCUGUACGCACCAUUCGCAUUUUCACGGGACUCGGCGCCAUGUUUGACUGUAACAUCGUGGCAGCGUCCUCGGCCAUAACCCGGUGGACGCACAACGGGAUCGUUGUCACGGGAGACAACAACAACACCAGGGUGUCUCACGACGGGCAGAACUUGACGAUUUUGAGCGUAACGACAACGGACGUGGGCGUGUACUGCUGUCUCGGAGGGAAUGGGACAGAACUGGAGUGGUCGUCAUGCACCAGGCUAGACGUGAGAACAGGACCCCAGAUUACAAGACCACCUAUCAACGUGACUGCCCUCGCUAACACUCGAACAUCGCUACGCUGCGGCGCGACAGGCAACCCCAGCCCGGUAGUGAUCUGGGAGCGCGAGGGUUACCCCAUCGAGAUCGACCAAAGGAAGAGUAUCCUUCCGUCGGGAAACCUCCGGAUCAAGGAACUGCAGUUAAGCGAUGGGGGACGGUAUCGAUGUGUGGCCAGUAAUGAAUACGGGCAGACUUACUCCAACUAUGCCUACCUCACAAUACAAGUCCCAGCUGAGAUGCUGCAGGGUCCAUCUAAUAGGAACGUGUCCUUCGGCACCGAGGUGACACUGUCGUGUUUUGUGUGGGGCAUCCCACAGCCCAACAUCACCUGGUACAAGAACAGCAAACCUCUGUCUCCGAGGUUCUCAACCAUACAAAAUAUCAAGAGACUGAUCUACCCAGAGACCAACACCACAUACACGGAGUCCAUGUUGACAGUGAAGGCCACAUCACCAUCUAACUACACCUGCGAGGCACGAAACCAACACUCUGGCGGGGUCACCGUACUCCGUAGGACAGGGCGAGUCAUCAUCACAGACAAGAGUAAGUACCAGAGCCCUGCGGGCUACUGUGCGCCGUACUCUGGCAGGAUGUGUCGCCGACACGUGGGCAGCCGGAUGGUGUGGUACAACAGCUCGCUGGAGAACCCCGAGCAGCAGAACGAGGCCAUCGUGCGGGCGCUGGAGAUCGAGCUGCUGAGCACGGUCAGCGGCAUGUGCCGUCCCGUGGCCGAGGCGCUGCUGUGUCACUACGCCUUCCCCAACUGCGACACAGACACCGGCGUGCCGCGCCCCGCACCUCUAUGCAGAGAGCAGUGCCUUGCCGUGCAGAACAUUUUAUGUUUCCAGGAGUGGUCCCUUCUGAUGGAUAAGAAACGUUCGGGGAUUUACCUACGUUCCCGCGGGCACUUCCGCCUACCGGUCUGCGCGGACCUGCCCAGCGUUUUCAACGGCACCAGGGCCUGCUCCAACGCUUCUGUGUUUGAGAUGAAGUCUGAGAUGGUGACGGUUGACUGUUACCGCGGGAAGGGCCGAUAUUACCAGGGUACGCUGAACGUGACAGAGUCAGGAUAUCCCUGUCAGCCCUGGGCAGCUCAGGUGCCACACAAGCACGAUCGCCUACCCGAGUACUUCCCGGAGUUACAGAACGCGGAGAACAGCUGCCGUAACCCCGGGGGUGAGGAACCCCAGCCCUGGUGCUACACCACCAACCUAAGCACCCGCUGGGAGAAAUGCAACAUCCCCCGCUGUGAGGAUGGCCCCCCUCCUCCUCCUGUGCCUCCCUCUGCAACAGAUAGCUCCAACUCUUCUGUCCCCUUCCAUCGCGUCACCACAGCCCCUUCUCAGGCAAAUGACGGCCGCUCACCUACCGAGGCUGUUGCAGGGACUACCCAGAGGCCCCCUGUGGUACCUGAGGGUACCGCUAACCCCAAAUCAGACAACUUCACCAUUCCGCUGGACUCGGUGGCGACAGAGGAACUUCAGGUAGCGGAGAAGAACAUCGUCCUGUCGUCCACCACGCUGAUUAUCGUGAUCUCGGCGGUGUCGGGCUGCGUGGUGCUGGUGUUGGUGGUCUGUAUCCUCAUGAUGUGUAACAAACUCCUCAAGCAGUACAGCAGAAACGCCUCUGCUGCCGCGCAAGCUGUCAGCUACGACCUUCCUCCUCCUCGUGCUUCCAGCUUCCGCUCCUGUCCCUCCCCGCUUUCCUCUGUGUAUUGUAGCUCGCUGCGUCCGCGCUCCCUGCCCUUCUAUCCCCACUACAGGAAGGCGGAAAAGGCAGCUUCGGAAACCCCUGUUACCAAGUUUGCCACCAGUAACGGAGGGGGCGGCCUUCCUCCAUGUAACACCUUCAAUUCUAUACGUGGUCCGUCCCCCCCUCCCCUCCCUGAUGAGUUGAUGUUGGAUAAGCUACCAGCUAACCCCAUGUACCACCGCUCCGCCCCGACUCUCAUGAACCCCAAACUGGAGAAACUGGAGUAUCCCAGGAACGACAUCAUCUUCAUACGAGACCUGGGGGAGGGCGCAUUCGGCAGGGUCUUCCAGGCCAAAGCUCCGGGAAUCGUGCCCGGCGAGGACCACAUCAUGGUCGCCGUGAAAAUGCUGAAGGACGAGGCGAGUCUGGACAUGCAGCGCGACUUUGAACACGAGGCUUUACUCAUGUCGGAGUUCGAUCACCCGAACAUUGUGAAACUGCUGGGCGUGUGCGCGGUGGGCCGGCCGCUGUGUCUACUGUUUGAGUACAUGGGACACGGGGAUCUGAACGAGUUCCUGCGUCUGUCCAGCUCCAGCCAGUACCUGAUCCGGCGGGAGGGCAGGACUACGGCCACCCUGCCCAAACUGGACAACAUCGACCAGCUUCACGUCGCCAAACAGAUCGCCUCCGGGAUGAAAUACCUGGAGAGGAAGAACUUCGUACAUCGGGACCUGGCCACGCGGAACUGCCUGGUCGGGGAGGGAUUAACCGUCAAAAUCGCAGACUUCGGACUGGCGCGGCAGAUGUAUUCCUCGGAUUACUACAAGGCGGACGAAAACGACGCAGUGCCGAUCAGAUGGAUCCCCCCGGAGUCUAUACUGUACAACAAGUACACGACGGAGUCAGAUGUGUGGGCAUACGGGGUGGUGCUGUGGGAGAUCUACUCCUUCGCUCUGCAGCCUUACUAUGGCAUGACACAUGAGGAGGUCAUCAGAUAUGUGCGUGAUGGGAACGUCCUCUCCCAGCCUGACACCUGUCCACACGAGGUGUACCAGCUGAUGAGGAGGUGUUGGUCCAAGGUUCCGUCCAAUCGUCCGUCCUUCGCCACCAUCUACAAGGCGCUGUGCACCAUCUUCGACGAGUACGUCAACAGAGCAACCAUGGUGACCAACGUCACGUGAAGUUUUCUCAUCGUUAAGUCAUCGCUAAGUACAACUGUAUAUCCAAUAUUUGGACAAAUCAGGAGAAAAUGUAGCCUGGGUACCAUUCUGGGUAUUUUUCGUCCGCUCGCAUAGUCGCUAUCAACAAACCAUAGCUGGUCGUUAGAGACUGUGGGAGCGGACGUAAACUAACCAGGAUGGUUCCCAGGCUAGAGAAAAUCAACAAUACACAGAAUAAAAGAGAAAGUGUAGUGAAAGCACUACAAUGUAAUUAUGGAAAGUGACUUUCUCUUGUUAAAUAGGAAACACAGUGACUGUAGAAUGACCUACAGGUACAAAUGUAGCAGUAAUCAUAGGAGAGGUGUGAUACCUUGUAGACUUGAUCAGUGGAGAUACAGUAUGUGUAUCUCUUGACUGAGAUGCUAUGAACUGAACUGAACUGAUGCCAAAGUUUUGGAGCAGGAUUCCGAAUAAUAAUAAUCUGCUUUUUUGCCAGUUGGACUGAAAAAACAACAGCGACUGAAACAUGAUUAAGUAAAAAUCAUGUUUGUUGAGCCUCUGUACUAGUGAGGAUACUGACCAGAAAACUACCAGAAUUUCUAUUGCAAGGAUUAUGAAAACAGUACAGAGACAUACAUUUGUACUCUAAGACUUGUAUGUAGCAUGGUGACCAGGCCUGAAUUUACAUGGAAGACAGAGUGCGUUAACAGUAUUGUUAAUUUGUACACGUACUGCUCAUUUGCUGUUUUUCCAAAACGAUCUGCUAUGUUGACACAAAAUUGCGUUGCUUGCUGAACAUGUGAAAUUUUGUAAUCCAUUUAAUUGAACUGGGAUGUAAUUCUAAUAUGAACAAUGUAAAUACAAUGCUGGUACAAGAGGAGCAAGAGAAACUUUCUUUUGAAAGUACAAGUCUCAAAUGACUGGUAAAGGCAAACUAUGGUACAUGUGGGAAAAGCAUGGUUGGGAACAAUUAUACAUGGGUACAAGAUCAAGGUUGUAUGUUGAGUUGGUUGUAGAUAUUUAUACAAUGGAAAGGUUUGCUUUUGAAAAGUUUUGUUGCUACACAGUUUGAUGCAAAUGUUGACAUGUAAAAAAA
Branchiostoma belcheri (Belcher's lancelet) is the source of this 4335-nucleotide messenger RNA. RefSeq names its product muscle, skeletal receptor tyrosine protein kinase-like. Gene Ontology annotation, molecular function: ATP binding; transmembrane receptor protein tyrosine kinase activity; protein binding. Lineage: Eukaryota; Metazoa; Chordata; Leptocardii; Amphioxiformes; Branchiostomatidae. Gene Ontology annotation, cellular component: signaling receptor complex. Gene Ontology annotation, biological process: cell surface receptor protein tyrosine kinase signaling pathway; positive regulation of kinase activity; protein phosphorylation. The record is from RefSeq and is a predicted model, not a curated record.